Messenger RNA from Acinonyx jubatus (cheetah), 5155 nucleotides. RefSeq names its product ubiquitin specific peptidase 35 (gene USP35). Gene Ontology annotation, cellular component: cytosol; nucleus. Bases 1206 to 4220 code for a protein of 1004 amino acids. The transcript has 14 exons. Lineage: Eukaryota; Metazoa; Chordata; Mammalia; Carnivora; Felidae. Gene Ontology annotation, molecular function: cysteine-type endopeptidase activity; cysteine-type deubiquitinase activity. The record is from RefSeq and is a predicted model, not a curated record. Gene Ontology annotation, biological process: protein deubiquitination.
CCCGCGCGCUGCGCUCAGGGAUUUGUAGUUCUCCCUGGUCUCUUUGCGGCUCGGCACGCUUAGCGCAAACUCCAUCUCCCAGGAGGCAUUGCAGUGAGCCAUCCAGCUCCCCGCCCCGCCCCCGCUAGAGCUGAGACCGGCUGGCCUUAAAGGGGACGCGGCCUGAGUGGCGGUUCCCAGGGUGGCCCCCGCUCCGGCUCCUCCCCGUUUCCCGCACCUCGCCCCUCCCCACGCUUCGUCCCGCAGCCCCGCAGCCCCGCAGCCUAGCGGCCGCGCGGCUGAGUCGAGCUCCCUGGGUACAAGCUUGUACAGAGCUGGGUGGGGAGUUUGGAUUUUGCAGUGGAAGCAGCAUCCCUGCCUGCUGAGCGGGACCUGGUGGAGGGCGUCCCCACUCCAGGGGGAGCAGAGGACUCGCCCUGACCUAGCCUGGCCUAGCCUAGUCUUGCCAGGCCUGAGCGCCCCACCCAAGAGCUGGCUCGGAGGCUGGGGCCACCGGGGUCCUAGAGAACCUUCCGUAGUCCCAGAACUCCAUUUCUGCCUGCCCCCAGGUUCUCUUCCUCCACACAUGAUGUCAAUAUCUCAUCGAUUAGGGCUUCUUUUGGCUGCCUGAGUAACAGGAUUUCUUGGCAUCCUUGGUUGAGAGCAUAUUAAGUCCACUGGCCUGGAGGGCAGGGGUAGGGUUUUGCAGGGACGGUCUAUAAGGGAGGUUGGUCACAAGCACUGCCUAGGAAAGAGAGGACCAGGGAUGAAGGGAGAUCAGUUUUAAGAGGUCUUUUGAGAUUAUGCCUUGCACUGGCACUCUUGACCAACGUGUUUGCCGCCACCCCCAGACUUUUAGGGACGAGAAAUUCCUAAGGGCAUGGACUUUGCUUCUAAAGUGAAGGGGACUGAUACUUUCUGAGCACUUUCCUGUGCCCAGCACCAUGCUGAGGACUUUAUAUUUGCUUUAACAACAACCCUGCAGGGUGGAACCAGGCCCAGAGAGCAGAAGUAACAGUGAUGGGAAUUAUGUGACCCCAGCUAUAAUGGAGGAAGAGGCUACAGGUGGCUGUAGGAAUGGAGGGUGAGGGAUGAAUUCACGCCUGGAGGUCCAGGGAUAUUCUAACUGAAGACAGGGUAUUUGAGGAUGGGACUUGGCCAAGGUUCUGGACAACAGCUUCUAUAUCCAGCUGCUACCUGCCCCAAGAGUGGAUGAGCGCGGCAUCAUGGACAAGAUCCUGGAGGCGGUGGUGACAUCCUCGUACCCCGCGAGUGUGAAGCAGGGCCUGGUGCGGCGCGUGCUGGAGGCGGCGCGGCAGCCGCUGGAGCGGGAGCAGUGCCUGGCGCUGCUGGCGCUGGGCGCGCGCCUCUACGUGGGCGGCGCGGAGGAGCUGCCGCGCCGCGUGGGCUGCCAGCUGCUACACGUGGCCGGUCGCCACCACCCGGAAGUCUUCGCCGAGUUCUUCAGCGCGCGCCGCGUGCUUCGCUUGCUGCAGGGUGGCGCCGGCCCGCCGGGCGCCCGUGCUCUCGCCUGCGUACAGCUCGGCCUGCAGCUGUUACCCGAGGGGCCCGCGGCCGACGAGGUGUUUGCGCUGCUCCGGCGGGAGGUGCUGCGCACCGUGUGUGAGCGCCCGGGGCCCGCGGUCUGCGCGCAAGUCGCCCGGUUAUUGGCGAGGCAUCCGCGCUGCGUCCCCGACGGCCCGCACCGCCUGCUUUUCUGCCAGCAGCUGGUGCGCUGCCUGGGUCGCUUCCGUUGUCCGGCCGAGGGCGAGGAGGGUGCCGUGGAGUUCCUGGAGCAGGCCCAGCAGGUGAGCGGGCUCCUGGCGCAGCUGUGGCGCGCUCAGCCCGCUGCCAUCCUGCCCUGCCUGAAGGAGCUGUUUGCCGUCAUCUCUUGCACAGAGGAAGAGCCUCCGUCUAGCGCCCUGGCCAGCGUGGUCCAGCACCUCCCAUUGGAGCUAAUGGAUGGUGUCGUCCGGAACCUCAGCAAUGAUGACAGUGUGACAGACUCUCAGAUGCUGAUGGCCAUCAGCAGGAUGAUCGACUGGGUGUCGUGGCCCCUGGGGAAGAACAUUGACAAGUGGAUCAUUGCACUGUUGAAGGGCUUGGCCGCUGUUAAGAAGUUCAGCAUCCUGAUUGAGGUUUCGCUCGCCAAAAUUGAGAAGGUUUUCUCCAAGCUUCUGUACCCCAUUGUCCGGGGAGCUGCCUUGUCUGUCCUCAAGUACAUGCUCCUGACCUUCCAGCACUCCCAUGAAGCCUUCCACCUGCUCCUCCCUCACAUCCCCCCCAUGGUGGCCUCUCUGGUCAAGGAGGACUCCAACUCGGGGACCAGCUGCCUGGAGCAGCUGGCGGAGCUGGUCCAUUGCAUGGUCUUCCGGUUUCCAGGCUUCCCAGAUCUGUAUGAGCCUGUCAUGGAGGCCAUUAAGGACCUCCAUGUUCCCAAUGAGGACCGCAUCAAGCAGCUGCUGGGGCAAGAUGCCUGGACCUCGCAGAAGAGUGAGCUGGCUGGUUUCUACCCCCGGCUCAUGGCCAAGUCAGACACGGGCAAGAUUGGUUUAAUCAAUUUGGGAAACACAUGCUACGUGAACAGCAUUCUUCAAGCCUUAUUCAUGGCUUCUGACUUCAGACACUGUGUGCUCAGAUUGACAGAGAACAACUCACAGCCCUUGAUGACCAAGCUGCAGUGGCUCUUUGCCUUCCUGGAGCACAGCCAGAGGCCUGCCAUUUCUCCAGAGAAUUUCCUGUCUGCAUCCUGGACACCCUGGUUCAGCCCUGGCACCCAGCAGGACUGCUCUGAGUACCUGAAGUACCUGUUGGAUCGGCUACACGAGGAGGAGAAGACGGGGACCAGGAUCUGCCAAAAGCUCAAGCAGUCCAGCUCGCCCUCCCCACCGGAGGAGCCCCCCAGCCCAAGUCCCACCUCUGUGGAGAAGAUGUUCGGAGGCAAGAUUGUUACUCGGAUACGCUGCCUCCACUGCCUCAACGUCUCCUCCAGGGAAGAGGCCUUCACGGACCUCUCUCUCGCUUUCCCCCCCACCGACCGCUGUCGCCGCCGCCGCCUGGGCUCAGUGAUGCUCCCUGCAGAGGACGUUGGGGUCGGGGGCCCCCCGUCACCAUCCCAAGCCCAGGUUCCAAGCAGGGUGGGUUCUCGGAGGCAGAGGAAACAUUGUGUCACGGGGGACGCCCCCACUGCUGUCCUGGACAUUGAAGGUCUGGGCCCCCAGGGACCUGGGGGGCAGAUCAGUGGGGAGGAGAAGGUGGAGAGGGAGGAGGAAGUGGAGGAGGAAGCUCGGGAGGAGGAGAGGCCCCGAGAGCAGGAGGAGGAGGAAGAGAAAGAGAAGGAGGCGGUGGCAGAGGAGGAAGAGAAGGCUGAGAAGGAGAAGGAGGCAGAGACCGCAAGGGAGAAGGAAGAGGACGGCACGGGGCCAGGGAGCCGGAGGGGCGCCGCUGGGGAGGGCUCCCGGUCCGUCCUGGACCUGGUCAACUACUUCCUGUCCCCCGAGCGGCUGACGGCGGAGAACCGCUACUACUGCGAGCCUUGUGCCUCGCUGCAGGACGCCGAGAAGGCAGUGGAGCUGAGCCAGGGGCCGCGCUACCUCAUCCUGACCCUGCUGCGCUUCUCCUUUGACUUGCGCUCCAUGCGCCGCCGCAAGAUCCUGGACGACGUCUCCAUCCCCUUGCUGCUCCGCCUGCCUCUGGCCGGGGGCCGCGGCCAGGCCUACGACCUCUGCAGUGUCGUCGUGCACUCGGGAGUGUCCUCGGAGAGCGGCCACUACUACUGCUAUGCCCGCGAGGGCGCUGCCCGCCCGGCCCCCUCUUUGGGCGCUGCGGACAGGCCCGAGCCCGAGAACCAGUGGUACCUGUUCAACGACACUCGGGUGUCCUUCUCUUCCUUCGAGUCCGUCAGUAAUGUCACCUCCUUCUUCCCCAAGGACACGGCCUACGUGCUCUUUUACCGGCAGCGGCCUGGGGCGGGGCCUGAGACCGAGCCGAGCUCUCCCAGAGGUCGGGCAGAGCCCAUGCUCCACAAAGACUUGAUGGAGGCCAUUUCCAAAGACAACAUCCUUUACCUGCAGGAGCAGGAGAAGGAGGCACGGAGCAGGGCGGCCUACAUCUCUGCACUCCCAGCAUCUCCGCACUGGGGGAGGGGCUUCGAUGAAGACAAGGAUGAGGACGAAGGCUCUCCUGGAGGCUGCAAUCCUGCAGGUGGCAAUGGCGGGGACUUCCACAGACUGGUCUUCUAAUGUGGACUCUUCCCCAGCCUGAAACCUCAGGGGAGGCCUUGACCCCUUCCCUCUGGGAACUGGGUGGGGACAGAGGUGCUCUGCCAGGUGGGGUCUGAGGAGGCGGGAGAGGUGGAGAGGAAGCUUCUGGGACACCGGUCCUCAGCCUGAAGGGUCUGCAGAGACUCGGAUAUGGAGGUGAGCCCCAAGCCCCUGACACUGGGAUCAGCCCCUUUAAGAUUUUACACCCAAGUGUCCUGGUCAACUUGAAGCAGCUUCGAUGGACACUGUCUGGGCCUCGUCCCCCCUGUCUCCCCAGCAGGGCUGAACUCCACAGCUCUAGUGUUUUGGCAUCAAGUAGCAUUUCCCUUUUAGCUCCUUUCAGACAAUCCUAUUGCUCUCUACUACAAAAAGCAGAGCAGCAUGUGGGGACCUGUGUGUCACAGCGGUGGCCACCUUCUUGUUUCUCUGAGGGGGGUUUCAGAGGCACUGUGUGUGGUUGCCUGCACCCGUUGUACUUUUUUGAGAGGAGUGGAGGUGGGAAGCAGCCUGGCACAGGAUCAGAGACGGUCUCCCUCCACACCAAACAGUGGCGCGUAGAGGGGAGGACAGUCCCCUCGUCACAGCGGGAGACCCUUACUCCCCAGUCCCCCUCCCCCCUAGCCUGCCUCAGUGCCUGAGAUGCCACCUUUUGCAUCCCCUUUCUGGUGAAGAUAGAGAAUCCUUAUUUUACUGCAAAUGUGUUUGUGUUGCUCGUGAAGCCAUUGUCCGUCCUGAGGAAAGCUGGCUGGCUCAGCUCCUCAUCAGUUGGCUUUAGAGUGCGGCCUGGGGGCUGGUGGGGGUGGUUUGGUAGAGGAGCAGAUAUUGACCUCAUUGUGCCCUGACACUGCUGUACCCUUCUAAAUGGAGAGGAGAGACUCAGGGUCUCAAACAGGAAUAAAAAUAGGUUCUCUGAA